UCCCCUACCGGAUGAGAAGCACCUGCGACAAUAAAGGCGCCGGAGGAGCGCGCCAACUCCUCAGCUGAGCGUCAGGGCUGUCUCCAAGAACAAGGGCUUCUUUGGGCCUUCAUUCUGUUUUUAUCUUAACUGUUGGACACAGAGCAGACACCCUGGGUCCUCUCCGUGAAAGCACAGCAGAGCCGAUGGACCAGGUGACCAAUGGAAGUGAUGAUGUUGCAGAUGAAACAGAAUCCCUGGACAUCAAAUUGAGCUCUGAAGAGGAGAUCCUUGACCCUCAGGGUCUGUUUAUUGCAGCACCACAGACUCCUCUGUGGAACUACAAACAGAGGCUGGAUGAAUUUAAGAAGCUGUUCAGAGAGUUGCCUGAAACAGAGAUACUUAUAGUUGACUAUCCCUGCGCUCUCCAGAGGGACAUCCUCCUGCAGGGACGCCUCUACCUCUCAGAGAACUGGAUCUGUUUCCACAGCAAUGUGUUUCGAGGCACAAAGAUAAUGCUGACUCUCAAAGACGUCAUAACCAUGAGCCGAGAGAAAACGGCUCGACUGAUCCCCAAUGCUAUACAGAUCUGCACAAGCACUGAAAAGUUCUUCUUCACUUCCUUCUCUGCGAGAGAAAAAAGUUACAUGGAUGUCUUCCGGAUGUGGCAAAACACGCUGAUGGACAAUCCUCUUACCAGUGCAGAGCUGUGGCAGAUGGUUAAACAGCACUACGGCCAGGAUCUUGGUCUGAGCCUCGAAGAGAUGGAAAGUUUACAGCUGUCAGCAGAAACAAGCAUGCAGACCAGCCUCAACCUUCCACAGAAACCUGCCACUAAUGAAGUCGUUGGGAAAUUGGAGCGCCCCCACUCCCUUCGCCUUUCUGGAGUGGAACUUGCGCCUUUGCAGAGUUCCACACCUCAAGGAGAGGAAAUGCCCUCCCAGUUAAGCUCACCAGGCUCUAACAAGGAAGAGUCCCGAAGUACGCCUACUCAGCAGCGCAGUCCGGCUUUAUCCCUGAAGCGUCACGUUCCAGAACGUCUCUCCAAAUGCUCCUCAAACUCUCUGGAUCUUAACGCCAACAAGAAUUCCGCAUUAGACCAAAGUGGAUCUGAGAGCGUUGAAGAAGAGGAGCGGAUGAGCUUUUCCCAGGUUCCAGGUCGACUUUAUCUCAACAAGGUUUUUCACAUCAGUGCAGACAAAAUGUUUGAGCUGCUUUUCACAGACUCCGCCUUCACUCGCAGGUUUAAAGACAUUCGUAAGAUAUCAAAUGCCAGUUCUACCCCCUGGCAGAAAGAGCCGUCUGGAAAUUUAAGGCGGUCUCUGAACUACACCAUAACAAUCACUAAUCCUCUGGUUGGAAAGUCAUCCACUGCAACAGAAAACCAGACGCUUUACAAAGAGUCCAGGGAAGGUCAGUAUUACCUGGUGGACUCGGAUGUCUACACCCAUGAUGUUCCUUAUCACGAUUACUUUUACACAUCAAACCGGUACUAUAUAAUAAGUCACUCAAAGCGAAAGUGUCGACUGAGAGUCCACUCUGAUGUGAAGUACAGGAGGCAGCCUUGGGGCUUGGUCAAGUCUUUCAUCACCAAAAACUCCUGGAGUGGUAUUGAAGACUAUUUCAAGCAUUUGGAAGCAGAACUGCUAGAGGAGGAAGCGGAGCUAAACCAGCCAAAUGGAGAGGCUGGGAUGAUGGGUGGACUACGCAGGAGGAGGCGAACCUACAGCCGGACUCUGCCGGAGCACAUGAAGUCCAACAAGCCGUAUGGGCAGGACUCUGACAUGCAUCGAGAUGGCAAUAUAGGCUCCACAGACUCGUACAGAGUGAACACCACUAUGAUCGUUGCUGGCAUGAGUCUGAUUUUGCUGAUUUUGACAUUGCUGAAUCUGGGCCUGCUUUUGAAACUUUGGGCCAUGGAGGAUGUGGCUAACCGCAUGUACCUAACCACUAAACACCGACUUAGGGAGAGGAGUGAAGCCAGUUUUGCACCUGAAUAUGGUUCCAAACCGGGAUCAGGAUACAGGAACAAUGAAGAAAUGAGCCUACUGAAAACAGUACUGCAGGACUCCAUUAACCUUUUAGAACAGCUGCGUGCUUCUUUGAUAAUGCUUCAACGCAACUUUCCUUUGACCAACUUAACGGAAGCAUCGCAGUAAUACAGGAUUAGGACUGCGAGUGUCCAUGGAGACAACAGAAGCUCCAAAGCAUCAAAAUGUCUCCGGGGGAAACUUGUAUCCACAGGAUGCUGCCUUGUAUCCAGGGGUUACGGGUCAGGUGCCAAAGCAGGCACUGAUUGGACUUAUGGUGCUGUUUUCACCUCCUGAAUACUGUUUCUUUUUAAAGCUUUUUUAAAAUGUACCUCACUAAAAGUUUAAUAUAUGGUCAACAUAAAUUAUUUUAAAUAUAAUUCUUUUUAAUUUGGUGUUUCAAUUGAUAUUUAAAGUGAUCUUUUGGGGUAUUUUUAUUUUUACAAAUGGUUUGUGAGCAAGGCUGAUUUUUAUUUUUUUUAACCUGAGGAAUUGCAAUGUUUAUUAUGAAAAUCAGACACAAAUGUGAAAUUGUAUCUUUUUAAUUGCAGUCCUAAAAAUCCUCUUGGCAUUUUUUUCAGGCUCACAGAAAAAAUGCACGUUAUUUUUUAAUAUUAGUCUUUAUGAUUGUUAGAAACACUUCUUGUGUCAAAGAUGAAGGGCUAGUUUUUCCACCCUUGUGCUGUUUUACUGCAAACAUUUUUGGGUUUGAGACACUAGUUUUAUUUUUUGCAGCCAUUAGUUAUGGCUAAAUACUACAGAGUUUUUAAGUCUUGUGAACUUUGCAAAUUUGUAUUUUAUUUUUUAUGAAACAAUAGUUAACAUAUUGCACAUCUUUAUUUAGCAGACGUUUCUUCCCAUUCUAUAUACAUAAAAACCCUGUUAUCCUCUCAUUUGGUAUGUCUUAUCUUAAUAAACACAAUAUUUCUGACCAGA
This is a messenger RNA of Oryzias latipes (Japanese medaka), 2945 nucleotides long. It is a transcript of the gene gramd1c, whose product is annotated as GRAM domain containing 1c. Gene Ontology annotation, biological process: intracellular sterol transport. The record is from RefSeq and is a predicted model, not a curated record. NCBI's taxonomy places the organism in Eukaryota, Metazoa, Chordata, Actinopteri, Beloniformes, Adrianichthyidae. Gene Ontology annotation, cellular component: endoplasmic reticulum membrane; endoplasmic reticulum-plasma membrane contact site; plasma membrane. Gene Ontology annotation, molecular function: cholesterol transfer activity; cholesterol binding.